AUUGCGUUGCCUUCCAGUCAACUUGCCCAAAAGCAAGACAGAGUAGGAAUGCCGUGGCAGACGUGUUUCACCUGCCUCAAUGCAGUGCAAAGUGGACUUUGGUGCUGGCUUCAAGCCAGCAUUCAAGGUACAUGCAGCACGUCCUGAGGGCUAAAAGCCGGCAGAGGCGGCCCAGGACUCCAGGUUCUUCAGUCUCUCCGAAAUCCAGCAGGAGCAAGGCAGAAACGGAAGGCGCCGCACCCUUGAGGCUUCCGGCACUGUACUGCACUCCGCACAUCAAGGUGCCAGGCACUCUAUUUGUGUCUCCAUUGCUUGUGACCUUUACCGCCGACAGUGAGGACAAACAUGUGAAAGAGUUUGGCGGGGAGCUUUACCAAGUCAACUUGGAGGUGCAAGAUGUUCUUCAGUGCGGAGGCAUCACUAUGCCGCAUGAGGACGGCACUGACUUGGCAUACUUCUUGCAGCUCCAGACCAGAACAUUGAAUGGGCAUUACUUUACCCGCGAGGAGGACGGAAACGAUCCAUGGUUUGUCGUUUUCCGGCUGAUGGGGAAGGAGGACCUCCACAGAGCUACUGCACUUCUGUUAGAUGCAAAGCAGGCCAGUCCUUCACAAUGCACUCCAACGACAACAUCCGUGCCCUUCCCAUGUUUGGACUGCAUGGCAGAGCUGGAGCAUGCAAUUCAUCACCACCAACUCCAGCAACAGCUCGCCAAAAAGCAGGAGCGAUGGCCUUCGUCAUUUGCACCAUCCCGGUUGAAUAUGGGAAGCUUUGCCAAGUUCUUGUCAGGGCCUGGAGAUUCGAGGGGGAAAGGCUCAGAUUCACACGACCCUGCCGGGGAAAACGCACCCGACGAGCCCCGAGGUGUCUACAUUGACAAGGUGGUUUUCCAGCUCCCAGAGCAUUGCCAGCGGUCGGUACUAACCAAAGACCUUGCGGAGGCUUUGUUGGAGUACCUGCCCGUGGGACUUCGCCUUCCUGGGCUUGUUCAAUGGGUACUAAGAUACACACCCAAGGCCCAUGGAGUGUCGUUGGCGACCAUGUUUCGAAACCUCGCAGAGCGCACGAAAACGGUGGUGAUCAUUCAAGACACGGAGGACUAUCUUUUUGGUGGCUUUGCAACUUCUGCUUGGGAACCUUGCUCCAGGUUUUAUGGUUCAGGGGAGGCCUUUGUCUUCUCCUUUGGAAAGGUCAAAGAUGAUGCAUCUCCCCAGGUUCAAUUCUUCCCAUGGUCUUCGGUCAACGAGUGCUGCAUGUAUGCGGAUCAGCAGAUGUUCGGAAUGGGCGGCGGUGAAGGACGACAUGCGUUCCUUAUCCAGUCAGAUUUGCUGCAAGGACACUCCUCUCCUACACCAACGUUCAGGAACACAAUCUUGGCCGCAAAUGAAGAGUUUGUGGUGCGCGAUAUUGAAGUGUGGUCUUUAGAAGAAGUCCAGUGAAGCGCUGAUCGCACAACUGGCGCCAGUGCUGGUGAAGCUCAACAGCUGGAGCCAACCGGGGCCAACCAACGAGCUGCUGAUGGGAUCAGAUGGGAACAGAUAGGAUCAAAGGCCAGAGGCAGCCGGAGUGCAGCGCAACACGACGAGGUCAAGCGUCUUCUCAGACUGGCAUGAUGAAUCGUGAGUCCCCGCGGUCGCAACGCGAGAAGGAGGAGCAAAA
Messenger RNA from Cladocopium goreaui, 1659 nucleotides. The record is from the annotation of a GenBank genome assembly. NCBI's taxonomy places the organism in Eukaryota, Dinophyceae, Suessiales, Symbiodiniaceae.